Messenger RNA from Musca domestica (house fly), 1865 nucleotides. RefSeq names its product TOM1-like protein 2. Gene Ontology annotation, molecular function: ubiquitin binding; phosphatidylinositol binding; clathrin binding. The coding region runs from base 171 to 1640 and encodes 489 amino acids. The transcript is spliced from 9 exons. Gene Ontology annotation, cellular component: membrane; endosome. Gene Ontology annotation, biological process: signal transduction. Lineage: Eukaryota; Metazoa; Arthropoda; Insecta; Diptera; Muscidae. The record is from RefSeq and is a predicted model, not a curated record.
GCCGUCGACGAAAAAAUCGUUACGCUUCGCUGUCUGUGACCGAAAAUUGUAAAUUGUUUUUUUUUUGUCGGAGAAAAUAAUAAUAAACAAGUGCAAUAACAUUAUUGAGAAGUGAAGUCGACGUAAAAGGCGAUAACCGAUAGAAUAAUUCAGAGUGGAAAAUUGUAGAAAUGGCAUCAUUUUUAAAUUUGGGAACCAACCCAUUUUCAACGCCUGUUGGCCAGAGAAUUGAACAAGCAACAGAUGGUUCAAUGGCCACCGAAAAUUGGGCUCUGAAUAUGGAAAUAUGCGAUAUGAUCAAUGAAUCUUCCGAUACAGCCCGUGAUGCAAUGAAAGCUAUACGCAAGCGUUUACAGCAAAAUGCUGGAAAAAAUAAUCAAGUCAUUAUGUAUACAUUGACUGUACUGGAGACAUGCGUUAAGAAUUGCGGUAAAGCUUUUCACGUUCUAGUGGCCCAGAAAGAUUUCAUACAAGAAUUGGUUAAACUUAUUGGACCCAAAAAUGAUCCACCAUUGAUUGUACAGGAAAAAGUACUCAAUCUUAUACAAGUUUGGGCGGAUGCUUUUAAAAAUCAACCUGACCUUAAUGGAGUCACCCAAAUGUACAUCGAGUUAAAAAAUAAAGGUAUUGAAUUUCCUCAAACGGAUAUUGAAAAUAUGGCACCAAUUUAUACACCACAACGAAGUGUACCGGAACCACCACCGCCUCAAGCCGUGACUCAACAAGCAGUAUCGCCUCAGCAUUCUGGAAUGCCGAAUACCGCUUCCAAUCAAUUAACACCAGAGCAAAUCGCUAAAUUACAUUCUGAAUUGGAAAUUGUAUCGAUGAAUAUAUCAAUCUUAGGAGAAAUGCUUACUGAACUAAAGCCAGGCCAAGAAGACCCAGAUGAUUAUCAAUUGUUAAACGAUUUAACAGCUACUUGCAAAGAAAUGCAAUCUCGUAUUGUCGAUCUAAUUGGCCGUGUGACUGACGAUGAAUUAACUGCAGAAUUAUUACGCAUUAAUGAUGAGCUAAAUAAUAUGUUUUUGCGUCAUCAGCGCUAUGAGAAAAACCGUGCAACAACUACAAACAUGACUUCUCCGUCGGCUGUAUUGGGUGCCGCGAUGGGUGUGCCGACCACAAAUGUCCCAGCAUCAAAUUUACCAGCAUCAAAUGAACCAAAGUUAUUGGAUUUUCCAGAUGCCAAUAAAGACGAUAUGCUUAAUAACUUUAAUCGCUUGGGUCUAAAUAGUUCAACGAAACCCAGUAACAAAGAUGCCGAUGAGUUUGAUAUGUUGGCACAAUCUCGCACCAAUGGAAACAACAAAAGUGAUUUGUUAAAAGACAUUCCAACCUUAGAUGCCACAGCUGGCAGUGUAGGUUCGCCAUUUAAACGUGCCGGCGGAAAUGGUUUGCCGGUGCCUGUGAAAGAAAAUGAAAUCGAUGAAAUGGAAGCAUGGUUAGGCAGCUCAAAAGUGAUAGAAGGCCUCGAAGAAACUGUAACCAGUUCAGAAUUUGAUAAAUUCCUGGAGGAACGAGCUGCAGCCGCGGAAAAUCUUCCUACAAUUAAUGCCACCAAUAAUUUAGACAAUUCUGCUCAGCAAACAACCAAUCAACAAGCUAAAACUAAGAAACCAGAAGAGGAUCUUUUAUUACUUUGAGCUUACCUCUGCUGCUGCUAUAUAUCUAGCCAUCUUCACUAUGCAAAAGCCGCCUCCUCUACGAAGAUGAAGUCAUUAUCAUCAUACGAGUACAUCAAAUAUUAUUAUAUUGGCUUUAAUUGUUUCUUUUUUACUAAAUGUCUAAUUAAAAUCCAAGCAAAUUGUAGUUCAGCGAAACAAAGUGAAACUUAAAAUAAGAAAUAUAAAAGAAAACAAGAUAUCUAA